UGGACAGAGGACAGAGGGACAGAGGACAGUGGACAGUGGGACACACGGAUCACAACCAUAUUCGCCGCGCUGGGUAUUCUGGGAACACAGUAGUUUCAAGAUGGCGGCGAGCAGGAGGCUGUACAAGGAACUUGAGGACAUUCGCAAAUCUGGAAUGAAGAACUUCAGAAACAUUCAAGUUGAGGAAUCAAACCUAUUGUCAUGGCAAGGGCUCAUUGUUCCUGACAACCCACCUUAUGACAAAGGUGCGUUCAGGAUCGAAAUCAUUUUCCCCACUGAAUACCCCUUUAAGCCUCCGAAGAUCACAUUUAAGACUAAGAUCUAUCACCCCAACAUUGACGAGAAGGGCCAGGUGUGCUUGCCUGUCAUCAGUGCUGAGAACUGGAAGCCUGCCACCAAAACUGACCAAGUAAUUCAGUCCCUCAUCGCGCUGGUGAACGACCCCCAGCCGGAGCACCCCCUGAGGGCAGACCUAGCAGAAGAAUACUCAAAGGACCGUAAAAAAUUCUUGAAGAACGCUGAAGAGUUUACAAGAAAACACAGCGAAAAGCGGCCAAUGGACUGAUCAGACGAGCGUGUAGCCCCUCUCUCUGUCUCUCUCUGUCUCUCUCUCUCUGUCUCUCUGUCUCUCUCUUUCUUCCCCUCUACUCUCCUCUCACCUGCCCGACCAAAUACCAAUCUUAUUCUCCCCCCCCCAUACACACACACCUCAUCACCUCCCUCACUUACUCUCUUCCACCAGUUCUCUCCUCCUCACUGCCCUAGAGCUGCCCAACUGAAGCCAACCAGUGGCAACUUAAAGCCCUCCCUGUCCAGGACCCUAUGUGGAUCAGACAGCCCACCCCUUCUCUUCCUCCUCCUCCUCCUCCUCCUCAUAAACGUCCAGGCCAUUUCUAACUUUCUACUCUUUACAUAAAGUUAAAAAAGAGAAGCUAAGAGAACUCAACGUUCACUCAGAGUUAGAUGGAAAUACUCAGUAUAAUGUGUUAAUUAUGUGUUGGCUUUUCCUCUAUAUAAACAACUCAUGUAUUCAAAUAGUUCUCACAUAGACAAACAUUUUCAGAGAUCUUUUACUUUAUCUUUUUUUGCAGAGCAGAGUAAAUCUUUGUAAACUUUUUUAUCUCUUUUUUGCUCCAUCAUCUGAACGAACAGCAGAGACCGGGAGUCUCUAACCCUCACUUCCUCUGCUUCUAGAAUUGCACUGUAAAAAACCUCCUGUAGAACAAUCCCUCCUCACGUCUCCUUCAACACACACUCCCACUGAGCAGACACACACACACGCACACACACACACGCACGCACACUCUCCGACAGGCCGUGCAUGAAAAUGCUAGAAGAGAAUCUUGAGUGUUGAAAGUAAAGGAUGAGUUAGGAUGAGCCGGCCCUGCACGACACAUUCACUUCCAUCUUUACAUACGUGCAUAUUUUUUUUUUCACAUGUACUUUUUUUGGUUUUUGCAACACAGUUCAGUUGCUAUCAAAAAAAAGACCCUGCUGUUUAAAAACCAACGUUUACUGUGACUUUCUUUGACUCACGUUUUUCUUUUAUCCACCUGGAAAUGUUUUCAAAUGAUUGGCACUUGAUAUAUUAAAUUGGUGGCAAUCUUGGAAAACCCUUUUUGUGUUCUUUUGGAACCGUCCACGCACGUCUCCACUCGCGCUAAACCCCAUCACAACCACCUGUCACGUUAAAGACAAGAGCCCCAAACUGACACUCGUACAUACUCCCAACAGCAGGUUGAUCAGCAGCUGUCCGGCUGAAAGAGAGGCGGAUUCAGAGGAGAAGCUGGAGAAGGAUGCACUCAGCUGGAAUGGCUCCAGCUGAGUUCUUCAAAAGCUGUUCUUGAAACAAGCACCGAGGAGAGAGAUGAAAAUAUUGUUAGAAGAAGAAGAAGAAGAAGAAGAAGAGGGCUGGCGGUCCAGGAAGUGUCCGGAUAAUAGGAAGGAACUGCAGUGGCCAAAAAAAAUCCACCAUGUAUUAGCUGUUUGAUCUGGUCCUAAUAUUGUUUCUUAAUAAAGAUGGCUAAGCAUUUGGCCUCACUGUAAAGUG
This is a messenger RNA of Solea solea (common sole), 2050 nucleotides long. RefSeq names its product ubiquitin-conjugating enzyme E2L 3b (gene ube2l3b). NCBI's taxonomy places the organism in Eukaryota, Metazoa, Chordata, Actinopteri, Pleuronectiformes, Soleidae. The transcript has 4 exons. The record is from RefSeq and is a predicted model, not a curated record. The coding region runs from base 101 to 565 and encodes 154 amino acids.